This is a messenger RNA of Oncorhynchus masou masou (cherry salmon), 2445 nucleotides long. RefSeq names its product divergent protein kinase domain 1A-like. The coding region runs from base 416 to 1720 and encodes 434 amino acids. Lineage: Eukaryota; Metazoa; Chordata; Actinopteri; Salmoniformes; Salmonidae. The record is from RefSeq and is a predicted model, not a curated record. The transcript is spliced from 6 exons.
GUUUUCAUGGGUCUGGCUGAGGAAGCCUAUCUACAUACAGUGAAGGAGCUAUUCAUUCAUUCAUUGGAUAACUACACUACUGGUACUAGACCAGCCUGCUUAUGGAAAUGACUGGGAAACCCUUCAGUGCUGAGUGUCUCAACCUCACAUUCCUGCUUUCUUGGUAAUAUGAUUUAUCGUUAUUGUAACAUAAAUGUGGGGCAAUUUUUAGCAUACCUAUCAUACAUUUUCUACAUUCCAUGAUAUUUACUCAUGUGGAUAAUCAAACUCACAUUAACUAAAUGCUGUUUACACGUCUUCAGUCUCACUAUAUCUGGGUCAAGUUCUGUUCAAGUAUCAUAAAGGAGGCUGUUCCACCUGAAAUCUUUGAAUAGGAAUGCCCAAUUAUGUAUUCUGAUCAUGAUCUUAUUAUGUAAUGAAAGUCAUCACAGCUCUCUCUCCCCCUCUAUCUCAUUAUCUACUCUCUCUCCCUCACUCUCUGUUUCAGGCCCGAUUCUCCUACCUACACAUGAAGUAUCUGUUCUUCUCGUGGCUGGCAGUGUUUGUGGGUAGCUGGGUGGUGUAUGUGGAGUACUCAUCCUACUCAGAGCUGUGUCGUGGACAUGAGUGCAAGAAUUCCAUAUGUGACAAGUACAGGAAAGGAGUGAUCGACGGCUCGGCAUGCAGAAGCCUGUGUGAAAAAGACACGCUGUACCUGGGGAAGUGUCUCUCUGCCCAGCCGAACAACCAGGUGUACUCAGGUGGCUGGGGGGACCUAGAGGGGGUGAUUAAGUGCCAAAUGGAAGAGAUUCCUCAUUAUAACCUGGGAGCUGAGAUGGAGCACAGGAGGGAGGCCUCGCCCUUCAACAAGCCCACCAAGGGAACUUCCGUGGAGAAGUUCAAAGAGAUGGUCCUCAGCCACCUCAAGACCAAGGUGGGUGAACAGGCCAACCUUCCAGACCUGGUGAGCCUGGUUUUCUCCGUGGCCGACUACAACAAAGAUGGCCUCAUCUCCUUGCCGGAGGCCCGCUCCACGUGGGCUCUUCUCCAGCUCAAUGAGUUUCUGCUAGCAAUAGUCCUGCAGGACCGAGAGCACACCCCUAGGCUCCUGGGCUUCUGUGGGGACCUGUAUGUGAUGGAGAAGGUGCCCUAUGCUCCCCUGUACGGCAUCAGUCUGCCCUGGGUGGUGGAGCUGUGGAUCCCCACGGGGGUACGACGCAGCAUGGACCAGUGGUUCACGCCAUCCUGGCCCCGCAAAGCCAAGAUCUCCAUCGGCCUCCUGGAGCUCGUUGAGGAUGUCUUCCACGGGACCUUCGGCUCCUUCCUCAUGUGUGACGUGAGCGCGGACGGCUUCGGUUACAACGACCGCCACGACCUGAAGGUGAUGGACACUCGCCACAUUGUCCCUGAGGCCACCUUCCAGAAAGCCAUGAGGGAGCGGCGGUGCGACACGGAAGAGGACUGUCUGUACGGUGCCGACUGUCGCACUUCCUGUGACCUCACCAAGCACCGGUGUACUCCAGAGGUGACGCAGCCCAACCUGGCCAAGGCGUGCGGCGCACUGAAGGAUUACCUCCUGAACGGGGUGCCGGCUGACAUUCAGGAGGAGCUGGAGAAACAGCUGUAUGCAUGUAUAGCAUUGAAGGGCUCGGCCGAACAGAUGGAGAUGGAACACUCGCUUAUACUGAACAACCUGAAGAGCUUGUUGUGGAAAAAAAUAUCGCACACUAAGGACUCCUAAUGAGGUGAAAACAUCCAGACCCUGGAUUUGAAAGUACUGAUUGGAACAGCGUUUCUACCAUUGUAAAUCCACACUUUGGGGAAGGGUGGAGAAUCAGGACACAGAUGAACACUACUGCUGCCCCCUCAUGCUUUUUAGGGAACUAUAAUGAACAAAAAUAUAAACGCAACAUGUAAAGUGUUGGUUCCGUUUUUCAUGAGUUGAAAUAAGAUGGCAAGAAAUGUUCCAUAUGCACAAAAAUCUUCUCACAUUGUGUACAAAUGUUUUGAGCGUUAAUCCAUCCACCUGACCAAACAGCAUGAUCAUUACACAGGUGCACCUUGUGCUGGGGACAGAAGGCCACUGAUCACACAACACCACAGAUGUCUCAAGUUGAGGAAGCAUGCAAUUGGCAUGCUGACUGCAGGAAUGUUCAACAGCGCUGUUGCCAGAGGAUUGACUAAUUUUCUCUACCAUUAACUGCCUCAGUCUUAAUGAUUUUGGCAGUACAUCAAACCGGCCUCAGGACCUCCACAGCCGGCUAAUUCGCCUUUGGGAUCAUCCGAAACCAGCCACCCAGAGAAUUACUCCAUUUCAUCAGCUGUCUGUAAUAAAGCCCUUUUGUGGAGAAACUGAUUGGCUGGGCCUGGCUCCCUAGUCCGUAGACCUUUUGUUUUUAACCUGACUGCACCCCUGCUCCGUCAUGUGAAAGCCAGAUUAGUGACUAAUGAAUUCAUUUCAAUUGA